AUGCCAUUGACAAUUUAUAUAAUUGUUAGUGCUGUCAGUGCAGCAUUUUUAUUUGGUUCAGGAACUUUACUUUAUAUCUUUCAAACUGAACUGCUUUAUCCAAUUGGAUAUCGUAAAAAAUCUAGACAAUUACCUACACAAGAAGGAAUUCCAUUCACAGAAGAAACAUUAAUUACCAAGGAUAAUUUCAAAAUUAAGGCUUAUUUUUGCAAACGCUCUACUGAUGAAGAGGCUUCUCAAAGACCAACGAUUUUAGCCUUGCCUGGAAACCGUGGAAAUAUAGUUCAAUAUGGACAUAGUGAAGGUAGCCCAACUGAAAAAGGUAUCAAAAUUGAUGUUCAGACCUGUUUAGAUUACAUUAAAAAAAACAGUGCAUUAAAGGACACAAAACUUAUCAUAUAUGGAAGAUCUUUGGGAGGAGCUGUGGCAAUUGAUUUGGUGUCAAAAAAUGAAGAAAAGGUUGAUGCCAUGAUAGUGGAAAAUACAUUUCUUAGCAUUCCAAAACUUCUUCCAACAUUUUUUUCACCACUUCGCUAUUUUACAUUUUUCUGUUCUCAAAUCUGGCCAUCUGAAAAAUCAAUAUGUAAUAUUCACAGGAUUCCAAUUUUAUUCUUAUCAAGUGAUAAAGAUAAAUUAGUACCAAAAGAACAUAUGAAAGAAUUAUAUAAUUUGACAAAUACUCAAAGAGGUAAAAUCUGGAAAAAUUUUCCAAAUGGACAUCAUGCAAAUACUAUUAAUCAACCAGGAUAUUUUGAGACUAUUGAAAAAUUAUUGAAAUGUGUUGUGAAUAAUGAAGAAAUAGAGUUUAUUGAAGACCAAAAUUUAAGUCAGUAA
This is a messenger RNA of Diversispora eburnea, 834 nucleotides long. NCBI's taxonomy places the organism in Eukaryota, Fungi, Glomeromycota, Glomeromycetes, Diversisporales, Diversisporaceae. The record is from the annotation of a GenBank genome assembly.